AUUAAAUCCAAUUUGCGCUGAAGACACAUUUCAUAAUUUCUUACACCGGCCAGACAGCUAUAUAUACACCAUCAAUCCAUCGCUCGAAACGAAACGAAACCAAUCCUAUAUAUAUAUAUAUAUAAAAUGGGCGACCCGGUUCUUGCAGCAGCAGCAACAAAAAUUGAGGAUGAAAACUACGAGGUGGAUGCACCAUCGUUAUUCCCAUUUGGUGAUUACAACAACAUUAACAGCAGCAGCACUGCAGGGUUUUUUGAAGGAAAUAUCAUCAAGGAUUCAUUGCUAAUCCAUGCAGCAGAGAAGCUGCUCCUGUCCCGAAAAUCCGGACCGUUGGAUUUGUCCAAUUUCGAUCCCCCUUCUAGUCCCAAUCAUGAUCCGAAACAGCGCAACAAGCUGCCGCUCUGUAAGAAGUUAUUCUUCGACCCUAAGCCUGAAGAAGAUGUCAAAAACUUUCCACUUAUAAGUAGCAGUGAUACUAAUACUAAUAUUGGCACUGUGAUAAUUACUAGCUUGGCUGCCUUGCUAUUCAAACUCGCGGGGUAUCAGCUCACCCUGUUCCUCCGGUUCUUCCUCACGCUACUCCUCCCCAUUUGCAGCAACAGCAGCCGCUGCUUCCUCAACUUAACUUGUGUGAUGUGCGCAGUAGUGUCCCCAUUCCAGGCGCUGGUACGAACUGUCCGAAAGACUCUGAGAGCGAGGAGGGCGCCGACCGGCUGCUGCAGUAAUGCAGGGAUUACCUCUUUGUGGAUGAGGUGCGCAGCGAGGUUGUCUCGGGGGCUGGUGUGCGCCGUCUGCACAUGGAUGCUGCUGGUGGGGCUUCUGAUUGUGGGGUUCACAAUAAGCGGGAUCCUAAUGGGGACUGUGGUGGAGAGGUCCGUGCACGCCAGGGAAGCUCUGAGCUUCGACUACACCAGGAGCAGCCCUGCAGCUGCUGUUCAUGCACCACCACCACCUGAUUCUUCGUCCAACCGCCGCCCAGCAGUUUUCAAGACCACCAUCCCCUCUCAUCAUAAGCUGUGGAUUACUGUUUCUUUGACAUUGCCUGAAUCCGAGUACAAUAGAAACCUUGGUAUAUUUCAGGUUCGAGUGGAGAGCUGGUUGUCUACCAAGAGAGAAUUAGUGACCUCAAACUGGAGCCAGCCCACGAUGCUGCGAUACAAGAGCAACGCAAUCCGCACCAUGGAGGCGCUACUCCACAGCGUGCCAAUCCUAAUGGGCUUCAAGUCCCAAGUCCAGACCCUAGAAGUUACAGUGCCGCCUGCCGCACUGAUCACGCAAGCAUACGAUCAACGUCGUCGACAGCCGCCCGCCGCCAGUAGCUGGUUCCGAAUAACCCUAGAACCAAGAGCCGAGUUUCAGAUGCAGAGGCGGUGCAGCAGCAGCAGCAGCCGUUCAGCUGAUGGUGUGCCCCAAAUAUAUGGCGGGUCUUUGGAGAUAGCAACUGAGUUGCCUCUGAUGAAAAGGGUGUUGUGGGAUUGGAGGCGGACAAUCUUCGUGUGGGCUGCUCUGGGUUCGUUCGUCGUGGAGAUGGCCAUACUACUCUUGAUCUUGAUCUUAAGCUUAAGCUGGAGAUCAGGUGUGAGUCGUCGUGGAAUUUGAAGGGGGGCGGUGGUGGGAGGAAAAAGAAGAUGGUAUAUUAGUGGAGGAGGCAUGCAUUCAUAUUCAUGGAAUGAUCAGAAGCCGCAGCAGGUUUCCUUCAAUUAAUUAAUUACAAAUAAUUAAAGGCAAUUUGCUUGGGACCAUGCAUGCAUUACUCUCAUUCAUGAUUUGGUAAUGCUGGCUUAACUAAUACUAUAUACUAUUGAGCACGUACUAAUCAUUCAUUAAUGCUGCCUUAGCCUUGCAUUGCUUAAUUCAC
Andrographis paniculata is the source of this 1858-nucleotide messenger RNA. Its product is annotated as seipin-1-like. The record is from RefSeq and is a predicted model, not a curated record. Bases 127 to 1599 code for a protein of 490 amino acids. Gene Ontology annotation, cellular component: endoplasmic reticulum membrane. Gene Ontology annotation, biological process: lipid droplet organization; lipid storage. Lineage: Eukaryota; Viridiplantae; Streptophyta; Magnoliopsida; Lamiales; Acanthaceae. The transcript is spliced from 2 exons.